AUGACUUCACCAGAAGAAGACGACUUCUUCAACCCGUCCUUGCUAAAAGCAGGCGGGGCAGGUUCUUUUGAUGAGUUUGAUGAUCGUUUGGCGAAUAAAUUAUCUAUCAGUGAAUACGAUGAUGAUAAGAAUGAUGAAACAUUUGGCAACGAUAUUGAUGUGGUUGAUGAUGGAUUUUUUGCGUCCUCCCAUCAUCAAGAUUUAUUGCUUGGAAAUAACCAUCAUCACCAGCAACACCCAAAAUCAAUCCAUAUGGAUAAUACUACUACUGCAAUUAAUAACCCAUUGAAUAGUGGCUCACAAACAUGGAAACAAAAGGGAGUAUCGGCCAACAACAACAACACUGCAGCUAAUACUGUUAUUAAUACGACUCCCUCCAAUCAAACCAGCAGUGGUAGAAUGGGCUUUUUUAGUACUUCUACACCAUCACCAACAUCCAUUCCGUUCGGACAUUCACCUUCUUCACCUUCAAAUUAUAUUCCAGGCGGAGGAAGUAGUGGUUUAUCAUUUGUUGGCUCCUCCUCAGCAUCAUCGGCACACCACCAUCCUGUAUCUUCUGUUGGCCAUGCUGGUGCAUUUACCAAUAUGGGAACAUCAGUGAGUCAUCACUCGGCUUUUUCAACAGGUACUUCACCUGGUUUGCAUUCUACACCAGGUCUAUUUGGUACCACCACAACUUCAAGUCAUCCACCUUCUGCAAGUCCAACCUCAACAACAUCACCUGGAAUAUUAUCAAGUAUUUUUGGAGGAGCAGCUGGAAGUAGCAGUGGUAGUAUUCAUAACAUUCAGCAUCACACUCGUCAAGGUAGCAGUGGAAGCACAGGUGGUAUUAUUGCACCUCAACAAUCUCCAAGAAAUCAGCAAGUCGUCGGAGAAGACGCUUUUCUUGGCCCAUUCUUUGGAGGUACUGGUAGUGGUAGCGCAGGAGUAUCAGUACACCAUCACCAUCAUCAUCACACAAGCUCAGCAUCAAGCAUUGGCUCGUCAUCGGGAAAGCAGGCAAACUCGGGACUACACUUUAUUAAUGACUUAAUUUCAGAGGAGGACGAAGACAUGGAAAGCAUUUCAAGUAGUAAUCGGUCAAAUCCUCACAUUUCAAGUGGUAAUAACUCUCCUUUUGGAAUUCCUUUAGGAGACAACUUGCCAAACUCUCGAAUUCCACUCACUGGCGGCUUGGAAUCUCUUGAAUUUUUACCUCUGACCAUAUGCCACAAACAUCCUGAAUUGGUAAAACCUCAACCUCAACAGCAGCAAAAUACAUCCACAACAACAAGUACUGGCUCGUCAACGGCUACAACUCUUGUUGAUAACAAGACAACCAGUAACAAUGCUUCCACUCAACAACACACAACACCAUCCUAUCUAUUGGUAAAAUAUAACACAUACAACACCGAGAAUAAGGAAGACUGUUACAAUGUUAUCAAUAAGACUGUCAUUAAUGAGGUUUUAAACAAAAUUCCUACUCCACAAGAGCACAAAUAUAGAUAUAAUCGCUACAACAGCAACAGUAAUAGAUCCACAGAUAAACCUCACAGAAUUAUUCAAUUUAUGAGAAUUGAUGAAGUUGAAAGCAUUGUGCGACAACAAAUGGUGGAUCUUCAGGUCAAUAAUGGAUACGAAGAUGAUUAUUACUACUUUAUUCACAACAACAAGACUGAGGAAAACACCGACCUUGUUUUGAAACAUUUAUUGGAGGAAGAGGAAUCAAGAGAAAAUUCUAAAAAUGUACAAACAAAUGCCAGUAACACUACUCCUGUUGCAAGAUUAUUUGGAAGAAUUCCCUCUCAAAAUGUUAGAACUCCAAGAACUUGCUUUGACACCAAUGUCUUUCGUCAAGAACUCAUUGAACAAUAUUUCAAACACAAAAGAAUGCCCUCAGAGUUGCGCACAAGAUUAAUCUACAAUAAUUCUAUACAAUUGAGAACAAGCAUUGAAAAUGGUCUCACCCUUCUCAUUGAAAUUGAAGAGUUUUUGACCAUUGCAAAGCAAGCAGGAGGAAAGGAAAUUCCACAAAAGCUUUCGGAAUCAUUUAGACAAAAUUGCCAAACUAUUGCUGCCUACCUCCAAUACCAACAAGAGAUUUGGAAUAUUCCAAAGGGCAAAAAAUUUAUUUACAAAGCUCUUAAACAUCUUCCAGAACCCUUCAUCACCAAACUCAUGAUUGAUAUGAUACCAAUACUGAACCUUGAAUACCAUACCAACCCAACAUUGCUGGAAGCCAUGAAUUUAGCAUGCAAAUCCAUUAUUAACAUUGACGCCAUCCCAAUGAUCCUAAUGUCACUCAUGUCAAGCCCAAUUAUUGCCAUUGAAUUUAUAAGUACCUUGUUGAAUAGAGCCAUUACCAUUCUCUCGAAUGGCACGCAACAAGCAAUGAUGUCCGUCCACAGUUGGUAUCAAUUUUUCGUGCAAUCCUUUGUUCCAUAUUUUUUGAACUGCUACUCACACUUGACACAAUCCUCUCCUGAUGCUACCUACAAUCUUCUUUCAUUAAUUUUAAAGUUAAUUCCAAAGAAUUCUCCACAAUUUAUGUUCCUAGUAAGAACUCUUGCCGCUGACCUCAAUUCUCAACACCCUCUAAGGACACAAUUACUCCAACAAUAUGCUCAACCACUCUUCCACAACCAAUAA
Molecule: messenger RNA, 2628 nt
Organism: Naegleria lovaniensis
Lineage: Eukaryota; Heterolobosea; Eutetramitea; Acrasida; Naegleriidae
Exons: 1
Coding region: 1-2628 (875 amino acids)
Biological process (GO): deadenylation-dependent decapping of nuclear-transcribed mRNA; P-body assembly
Cellular component (GO): P-body
Molecular function (GO): RNA binding
Source: RefSeq, a predicted model, not a curated record